Molecule: messenger RNA, 2058 nt
Organism: Lepidothrix coronata (blue-crowned manakin)
Lineage: Eukaryota; Metazoa; Chordata; Aves; Passeriformes; Pipridae
Gene: ADGRG3
Product: adhesion G protein-coupled receptor G3
Exons: 13
Biological process (GO): adenylate cyclase-activating G protein-coupled receptor signaling pathway; cell surface receptor signaling pathway
Cellular component (GO): membrane
Molecular function (GO): G protein-coupled receptor activity
Source: RefSeq, a predicted model, not a curated record
AUGAAGACACGGCCCUGUUGCCUCAGGAGUGGCCAUAAGCCCCGGCAGAGCCUGGGAAGGAGCUGAGCUGCUGAGACAAGGGGACUGGAGUGAGGUGGGACAGCCAGGGGUGGUCAGGAGACCCCACAAAGCAGCAUGAACCUGUUCCUGGGUACCAUCCUGCUGCUCCUGAUGCCGCCUGAUGUUGCCAGGGGAAAUGAGCGCUGUUCCGCUCUGGGGCGGGGUGAUGAUUCCCUCUCGUGCUGCAACGUGACAGUGGAUCCGAAGAAACGGGGCCGUGGGUUUGGUAUCCUCCAGCUGCCCCAGCGCUGCCCGGAGCUGGGGCGCUCCUACAGCUCCGCCUGUGCCUGCCUGCGGGAUCGCUGGUUCAGGGAGGUGCAGGGGCUGCACAGUCGGCUGGUCGGGCUCAAGAAGCUGCUCCUGAAUGUCAGCAGGGCUGCUGUCCGUGAUGUCCUCAUCACCUUUUCCCCCACGGAGGGCCCCACCACACUGAACACCACAGAGAAGGGGAAGGCAGGAAAAAUCCAUCUCCCCAGGGAGAUAUUUCGGUCUCUGAGUAGCCAGAUAGUGCAUGUGGUGGUGACAGUUCUCAACAUCCAGCAGCUUGGCAUGUUCAAGGAAGUCAACCAGGCAGGGCAGGUCCUGGACAACACUGUGGUGGGCAUCACAGUGGGAAACACCAGCAUCUCCGGGCUGCGGGACCCCGUGCAGCUCACCUUCACCCACAGGCAGCUGCCCCGUGAUGUCACCCCGCAGUGUGUCUUCUGGGAUCCCAGCAAAGGGCAGGCAGGAGGCUGGCACAGCAGUGGAUGUGUCACACAGCCUGGGGACCAGAAGACAGUCUGCUCCUGUGACCAUCUCACCUUCUUCACCCUCCUCCUGAACCCAGCUCUGGACAGCCCCACAGCACAAGCCUUGAUGGCUGUUGCCACCGCUGGCUGUGGGGUAGCCAUGGCUUUUUCCAUCUUCACCAUCGCCUUCUGCCUCUUCAUAAGGUGCAGGUUUGGGUUUGAGGAGACCGUGCGCAUCAACCUGGGGCUGCACAUGAACCUCGUGGGCAGCCUGUUCCUCCUCAACCUGGCCUUCCUGCUCAACAGUGGGCUCUCUGGGAGGACCCAGCCGGGGACCUGUAAGGUCCUGGGGGGGCUCACCCACUACUGCCUGCUCUGCUGCUUCACCUGGACGGCGCUGGAGGGUUGUCAGCUCUACCUCCUCUUCGUCAAGGUCCUUGGUGUCUACAUCCACCACUACCUGGCGAAGCUGUGCCUGCUUGGCUGGGGCUUGCCCAUUCUCAUGGUGGGAGUGGCAGGAGCUAUCGGCAGCUACGGAGAGUACAGCAUCCAGACCACGGACCACCAGGUCAUAGCCCACCUGUGCUGGAUCACUUCCAAACAUGUCCUGCUCCACUACAUCACCAACUGUGGCUACUUCAGCCUCAUAUUCCUCUUCAACAUGGUUCUCUUUGGGGUGGUGACCCAGAAGAGCUGCAGCUUGCAGGGCACAGGGGCAGUGCAGGGAGGCCGUAAGCCCUGGAAGGUGGCCCUAGUGGCAGCAGGGCUCUUCUGCCUGCUGGGAGCCACCUGGGCCCUGGCAUUCCUCACCCAUGGCAUCUCCUCUGCGCCCGUGCUCUACUUCUUCACCAUCCUCAACUCUCUCCAAGGAAUCUUCAUAUUCAUCUGGCUGGUCAUCCUCUACUACCCAAAGACGAAGGAGACCACUGGCUCCCUAUCCCACAUCAUCAGACAUGACAAAAACACCACAGUCUCCCAGGAGUAGCUCCUGGCUGGACCUCUCUUCCUGCCUGUGUGUGCAUCCACUGAGAGCAAUCUUUGAUCCUGGCAGAUGCAGCUUCCCCACGGAGGGAGGAAUCAGUUUGCCACACCCGAGUUUGUCCUUCAGUGGGCAUGAUCCACCUCAGCAGGGCUCUUUGCUUUGGCUCUUCCAUUCCUGGUGGCCUGCCUUGGGCAAGGAGCUUCAGAGAUGACCCUUCCACUGAAGUCCCUCCAGGCUGAAGUUCUGUGGUCUUGAAGUGCCCCUGAUCUUAUCCCCCAAAGGGCU